Messenger RNA from Brettanomyces nanus, 447 nucleotides. RefSeq lists its product as uncharacterized. Gene Ontology annotation, cellular component: mitochondrion. Gene Ontology annotation, biological process: fatty acid biosynthetic process. The coding region runs from base 1 to 447 and encodes 148 amino acids. Gene Ontology annotation, molecular function: acyl carrier activity; acyl binding. The record is from RefSeq and is a predicted model, not a curated record. The transcript has a single exon. NCBI's taxonomy places the organism in Eukaryota, Fungi, Ascomycota, Pichiomycetes, Pichiales, Pichiaceae.
AUGUUCAGACAAAUUGCUUACGCUGCAAGAAAUUCUGCCAAAUUGGCAUCGAGAGCUGCCACUUUUAGAGCCGCCACUCUUAGAGCCACCACUUCCGUUGGUUCCAUGAUGAGACCGGUAGCCUUUACUCCUGUCAAGUUCAUGAGAUUCUCCUCCACAGGAUCUUCUUUGACUAAAGAAGAUGUUCUUGCUAGAACAGUUUCUGUGUUGAAAACCUUUGAAUUGAAGAACUCGACCGAUAAGAUUGAGUUGGAAACCCAGUUUACCAAGGAUUUGGGAAUGGACUCCCUAGAUUACAACGACGCUUUGGUUGCUUUAGAGGAGGAAUUUGAUGUUGUUUUCGACGACAAGAGUGCAAAUGAGAUUAAAACUGUGGGUGAGACUGUUUCCUACGUUCUUAAAAACUACUUGCCAGAGCAGCAGGACUUGGACAAGGAAGUUCGUUAG